AUGAUCUCGUGUGCUGAGCUGCAAAGCCGGCAGGGAGAGACCGGCAGAGGCCCGGCUGUGGCUCCGGCUUCCCUCCCGCUCUGGCUCCCCCAAGACUGUUCUGGAAUUCUCUCGGUGCCCUCUGUGGCCAUGCACUCGGCUGGGCCUCAUGGGGUUGAGUCCCCAAUGAGCAGGCAGGAGGAGAAGGAUGCAGAGCUGGACCGGAGGAUAGUAGCCCUUCGCAAGAAGAACCAGGCCUUACUGCGCAGGUACCAGGAGAUACAGGAAGACCGUCGGCAGGCGGAGCAGGGGGGCAUAGCGGUGACCACGCCGGAGCUCCUCCGUCCUGACGGCCUCACUGUCACCAUCAGCCAGGUUCCUGGAGGGAAGCGGGUGGUCAGCCGGAACUGGGCCAGGAGCACCCUUGGACCUGGAGCAGCCAAUGAAAUGCUUGAGGAUGAGGAGGCAGAGGCUUACAUUGGUACCUUCUGCUUGGGGGAGCGGGUGGAGCUGGCUGUAACCAUGGAAAACAAAGCUGAGGCCAAGCGGAUCGUAAGUGAGAAGCCCACCAGAGCAAGGAACCAGGGGGCAGAAGGGUCACCUGGAGGGGGCUUGGGCCCGAGCCCCUCUGUGCAGAUGGCCAUCAGCUCAGAUUCUACACGGAAGGGUGCUCGGGAGCCCCGGAGUCCAGGCCUGGUCUCAGGCCCAGCUCCCCAGCAGCCAGCAGGGGGGUCCCCUGAAGCAGGCUGGGACUAUGCCCAGUGGAAGCAGGAGAGGGAGCAGAUCGACCUGGCCCGCCUUGCACGGCACAGAGAUGCAGAGGGUGACUGGCGCCGCCCGUGGGACCUGGACAAGGCCAAGUCCACGCUACAGGACUCCAGCAAGCCCCGGGAAGAGGGCCUGGCCAGGGCAGGCAGCACAAGGGGUCCCAGGAGCCACCAAAAGUUACAGCCCCCACUGUUGACCCCAGAUGGCAAAGGCUGUACUACUCGGGGUGGGCCACACAACAGACCAUUGGUGGCACUGGCCACACGCAGCAAAGCUCGGGGGACAGAGAGGCUGACUGGCAGGGCCCGCAGGUGGGAAAUGAAGGAAGGCAAGGAGGAGCUGGAGAGCCAGGAGGGAACCUCAGACACCAGAAAGACUCCGAGCGAGAAGCAACACGCACAGAUUCAGAGCAGGAUAGAGCUGGGCAGACCCACCAGUGACCCAGCAACCAGCCCAGCCCCAGCAUCAGUAUCGCCAGAGGGGCCAAAAGGGGAGUUAGGAGGUUUGCCAGCCAGUCCAGCCAGUCCUGCGGCAUCUGGCCCUCCACAGAAUACUGACUUGGUUCCCCUGGACCUCUCUCUAGGAGGCGCCAACAGCCCUGGGCCCCGGGAGAGCAUGUGUGGGCUCAGUCCAAGGCCUGGGGCCCAGGAGAGCUCUGUGUCCUGGCCGGAUGGUUCUGAGCAGUCUCUAGGGUGGAACCAGCCCCAGGCUGAGCCAGAAGCCCAGACUUGCUCUGGGCCCCCCAAAGCAGCAGGGCCCCUGGAGCCCAGAGAAGGCAAGUCUGGCAAAGCCAGGGCCCAGCAGGGCCUGGUACCUCGAAGCAGGCCCCCUAGAGGAGGCAGCCAAAGGGCGAGGGGCACAGGAGGUGUGAGGAGCAGGACAGGGGGUCCUGGGCCUGCAGGGAGAUACUGAGCAAAAGCUCCUGGGAGUAUGGGGCCAGGCUGGGGAGAGGAGGGAAGGUAUUGUCAAGAGCCUUCAUGCAAUGGGUGUGUGGUGGCUGGUGGCUGCGACAGCCUGGCUCAGCAGUUUGGCAAACUCUCCAGUGGAGUGACACCAUGAGGGCAAGCUGCCCACCACACCCCCAGGCACCUCCCUGUGCACAUGUGUGUUCUCGCCUACAGGUAGUGCCCCUGUAUAUCCCCAUGUCACUCCUGGUCUCUGAGGCUGCCAAGCCCUGUCCUGCGCUUACUGCUGCCCCAGCCACAAGCUCCCCCACCAUGGUGAGAGGACAAGGCCUGGAAGCCCUCAGCAUCUGGCUCGCCUGGCUCCCCAGGGCCUGGCCUCCCUCUCCAGCUGCCCGCUCCUGGGUCCUCAAAUGUAGGCAGCCUCAGCAGCUGGCAUGGUCACCCCCUGGCCUGGGCCCUUCCCUAUGCCCCUGUCUUGUUCCCAGGUGACUCAGAGUCCCGUACUCACAGAACAGCCAACCCAGGAUCUCACAAUCAGCUGGCAGCCUCCUGUCUUUCUGGAAGAGGGAGGCCACAGCCGUUGGGGCUGGAGCUGGGGACAGAAGAGAAGAGUUCAGGUCUCCUCUGCACAGGGAAGGGCCUCCAGAAAGCCUCUGAAAUGGGGUGGAGAGGGGGAGGGACAGCUUGCUUUCCCCCAUAGCAGGGUCCUCCUCCCCCACACCCAGGUCAGACACCCUGAAUGGGGGCCGGGGCCCUGCCCGCUAAGGCCAUUUCCCACCAUCUCCAACUUUCUCUACCCACCCCCUCCCUACACUGCAUCAUGCCAGAGCAAGGUCUCAGGCAGGGACUGAGAGGCAGAGCAACAGCAACUCCAGUUAAGUACGACAUCAGGACUUGUCUUUCCCACUUAGUCUCCGUUCCUGCCCCUCCCCUGAGGCCCACGUCUGGUGAAUUAUCCAGACUCCGCACAAGCUGUGGCUUCCUCUUGAUUCAACAAACAUUUCCUGAGCACCCACUACCAGCAAGGCAGCUGGUGGGCGAUGGCAACUCUGCCAGCAGAGGGAGGGAGGAAACCCAGUCAUCCGGCAGAUCCAGGCUGCACAACAGGAGCUGUUCUUGGCUAUAGGUGCCCACAGGACCUGGGAUGGUGGUAGGAGCCCAAAGUGAACCAUCCCACCUCUGCUCAUGAAGGCACACACCCCUCUCUUUCUCAUCAUGUGCCCUUUGUCCCCAAGUUCCCCUGCUCCACGUGGGCCUGAGGCUCCCCUCCUCUCUGCUGAGAGCCCUGGGCCUCACCAGCCUCUCUGGGUUCUCUAGGGCGUGUCCAGACCAAACCCGGCAUUUCUCCGCUGGCGCUGUGAGGCCUACACUGUGGCUCCACCGUGUGAGGGCCAGGCUUCCUCACUGGCGCUUGCUCUACUCUCCAUUCCCUCCAUUCAGGAGACAUGAAAGUGUCUUCCUGGCAGAUCAGAUUGUUUAGAGAAGUGCUUCUCAUACAUGACAGUGCAGGGUAAUGCAGUCUAACUUGGGAGGUCUGGGGUGGGCCUGGGAAUGUGCAUUUCUAACAAGCUCCAGGUGAUGCCCAUGCUGCUUGCUCCCACAUCACACUUGGAGAGUAAGGGUUUGGACCAGUAUAUACAGAGGGCUAAGGCCAAAGACUGACCCUAGACUCAGGGCUGGUUGCUGGCCAUGUAGGGGACAGGGGGGUGGGCUGCCCCUGAUGGUGGGAGCUUCCUGGCCUCAGAGCUGAGUGGGAGGCUGAGGCACUGGGUAGAUGCUUAAGAGCGGGUAGGCUAACUUCUUAUAGUGGGGAGUGAUAAAGCUGGCUGGGAACGGCAUGAGUGGGACUAGAAGAGGUGGAGACUGAUCAGAAGAAUUCUGGAAAGGCUUGGGAACAUUCUGUGCUUAUGGAAAGAAGACCCCUGUGAGAUAUGAAAAGGCAAGGGUAAAAGACUCCAAACUCAAGUUUUCCUCUUGCCUCCUGGCCACAUGUAUGUGACUUUGGAGCAUGGCCCUGGCUCUGGAACCCACGACUCCCACACGAUGGAGCUGGUGUAGAGCAGGUUUGGGCAGAGCCCAAACUCAGAUGUCUCCCAAAAAAUUGUGAUCCAGAAUUUGAAUUCUAAGAUUCACAAACUUCCCCCAACCCCCAGGGCUGCCAAUUGUACAGAUGUGCCUUCAUUAAAGGAUAUAUGCACAUUUGACUAUGGGAUGGGGAGGUAGAGUUCGGGCAGAGCUCUGGUUCAGGACUCACCACAAGACCGGAACAGGAGAGAAAGCUGGGCAGAAGAGCUAUGGAGAUAUAGGGCUUCUCUCCCUUCUGGAUGCUGGGAGAAAGGGACAUCACAGGAGUGAGUCACUAGGGGUUGGAAAGAAUGGAGACUAGAACAGGACCUCUUCAUUACAGGGAGGCUGUAGUGCAAGACGGGCACCACUGAGCUUUUCUCAAAAAGGGAGAGCCCUCCUUCAGGAUAACUGAACCAGUAGCCAUGGUGGCCACCCCACCUGCUCUAGGAUGGGACCUGCUAAGGAGAGGGAGGGAAGUGCAGACUUCCCCCACGAAGCUCGGGGCCAUGGAAGGCUGGUCUGUUUCUUCGUGGCUCCUCUGGUUAAAGGCCAGACUGGGAGCCUUCCUUGGAUACCCUUUCUCUUCAAACAACAGACGAGACUACUUCUCAAAGAUGGGAGGUCCUCUGUGGGACAUGGCUUCAGAAACCCAGCCAGAGCUGGAGGAACUGCCAGCAGAGAGGGCAGAGGGUAGUAGGGAGCCAGCAGGGGGAUGAAAGCUUUACCUGAGGCCUCAAAACCAGGAGGGCAGAUGAAGCUCCCUGGUGGCUCAGCAAGUUAAGGAUCCUGCGGUUGUCACUUCGGUGGUGCAGGUUCGAUCCCUGGCCUGGCAAGUUUUGCAUGCCAUGGGUGCCGCCAAACAAACAAUCAAAACCCAAGGAGGCAGAAGAGGUAGAAGGCAUCUCUGUCCUGGUCCACAACACCUUAUAGAGAGGAACAGCAGACCAUACUGCAAGGGAGGUAUUUUUCGGAUGGUAGAGUCGAACAAACAUGGGCCUUAGAAUCCGAGAGACUGAAUCUGAAUUCUAGGUCUGCUAUCCACUAGCUGGGUGACUCUGGUCAGUUUUAACCUCUAAAAGCCACUGUUUUCUUGUCUGCAAAAUGGAACUAGUAAUAUCUAUGCUGAAGAGUUAAGAACAUUAAAAAGAGUACGCAAAACAUACCUGGCACACAGAAGGCACUCUUUUAACAGUAGCCUGGCACACAGAAGGCACUCCGUAAAUAUCUGUUGAAUAAAUGGAGUAGCUAUUUGUUGUGA
Messenger RNA from Phacochoerus africanus (Common warthog), 4977 nucleotides. RefSeq names its product coiled-coil domain containing 9B (gene CCDC9B). Lineage: Eukaryota; Metazoa; Chordata; Mammalia; Artiodactyla; Suidae. The record is from RefSeq and is a predicted model, not a curated record.